Messenger RNA from Closterium sp. NIES-67, 2244 nucleotides. The record is from the annotation of a GenBank genome assembly. NCBI's taxonomy places the organism in Eukaryota, Viridiplantae, Streptophyta, Zygnematophyceae, Desmidiales, Closteriaceae.
UUCGCUUUGACUCUUGGCCUUCUCGCGAGUACUGUCAGCACUUCCGGCACUGUCGCGGACACACGUGGUAAUAUUCAGGCUCCUUCGCUCGACGCACGAAGUAGGAGGUCACGGGUUGCGGCGGAUCCGCACUUUAUCUACUUCCCUUUCAUUCCUAACGACGCCGUGAAGCGUCAGGCAACCCAGUGCACGGACCCUAAGUUGGGAACGAAGCGAUCUAGCUGCUUCGGCGAAGCGUGUUUCGGGAAGCCGAUCGGCUCCUCACCAACUAAGGCGCACGAGGUCCCGCGAUCACCUCCCGUUACAAGAUCCCACCACAUCAAUUUUCGCUUCCCCCGACCCGGUCGGCAAAAAUGGGCUGCGGCUGUGCGAGUCUGCUCUCCCUCCCCCUCCCCCUCUCCCUCCUCCUUCUUCUCGUCCUGGCCUCUCUCGCGCAUCUUCCCCGCGCCAUCGGCGCAGCGGAUGCGCCGCCGCCGCAGGCGCCGGUGGCGGUGCCCCCAGCGGUGGUGAAGCUGGGCUUCCUGCUGCCGGUGCAGGAGCGCAACCUGGACAUCCCGCUCAACCUCGCCCGCGAAUGGGGCUCCGCAGCGCAAGUGGCGCUAGACGUCCUUUCCACCCGCUAUAAGCGCUUCACCAUAAAGCCCGUCUUCCAGGCCGUCGAAUGCGCCGCGGAGAGCGCCGCGAUCGGCGCGGAGGCGCUGGUGAAGCAGGGCGUGGCGGGCGUGGUGGGCCCCGCGUGCAGCGAGGCCGCGGUGGGCGCGGCGCCCGUGCUGAGCGGCGCGGGAAUCCCGAUGGUGUCGUUCGCCGCCACGGCCGACGCGCUGCGGAAUCGCACCGCGUAUCCGACCUUCUUCCGUACUGCCUUCGGCGAUCGGCACCAAGCGGCCGCCAUUCGCAGCGUGAUCGACCAGCUGCAGUGGAAGCGCAUCCUCGUGUUCCACUCCGCCGAGACCUACGGCGAGGCGCUCGCCUACGACGUCGCCCAGGAGCCCCAGCUGCAGGUGCGUACGGUGCGCAUCCCGCACCCGCCCCCGCGGACUGCUCCGCGUUCUUCCCCGCGGCGGCAGACGACUGGAUGCAGGCGUCGGAGGACACGGGCGUGGUGCUCGCCGUGCUGCCGCGCACCGCCUCCUGCCUCUGGGCCGCGGCCAGCAAGCUGAACCUACUGGCGUACCCAUGGUGGUACCUGGGCACGGACGGCGUGGCGGCGUUGGACCUCAUGGAUGCAGCGCCCGAGUCAGGCGAGGAGAUGCUGGGCGGCCAGCUGGAGUACGAGCUCGCGCUUGCGCCCUCAGCCGCCGACCCCUCGGGCGAGGAGGCCUUCGCGCCGUUCAGGAGCUACUGGCAGCAGCAGUCGUACGCCGCCUUCCCUGGGCUGCUCACCUUCGACGCCGCCCCGCACUUCUCCACCCCGCGGCCCUUCGUGCCGCACCUCAUUGACGCGGUGUGGGCGUUCCACGAGGCUUUCAACAAGACCGUUGGGGAAAACGGCUCGUUCCCGUCCACUUCCCAACUGCUGGCGUGCUUCAAUGACUCGCCUGCCGACUGCGUGUCCUUCGCGGGGACAACCGGCCACGUGCACUUUGACUCCGACUCGGGCGAGCGCAGCAAGCUGCACGUGUCGCCGCGGUACUCGCUCAUGCAGUUUGCAGGGCUCCCCUGGAUGCCUGUGGGGGAGUGGGUGGAGCAGCAGCAACCGCGGCUCAACCUGACACAGCAGACGCCGCUGAUGCGACCAGCUGAUCCUGCUGGAGACACCAGCAGCAGCACAGGAGAGGUGAAUGGAAGCCUGACAGGGGAGGUUGCUCCUCCUGCCAGCAACAGUAGCAGCAGUGGUGGUGGUUCCAAUGGUAUUGAUGGCACUGCUGGUGGUUCGUCAGUGCGGCAAUCAGCUACCAUUGAGCCCACCACUGCCGCAACUGACAGCACAAGUGGCGGCAGCAGCAGCAGCACUGGAUCCACUAUAGCAAUAGCAGUGGUGUGCAGUGCCAUGCUGGUGGCUUUGAUUGCUAUUGUUGGUGCCAUGUUGUGGAGCAAGCGGCAACACUUGUUUGUGCACGAGGAGCCUAAGCACCAUAUGGUGGCUGAUGAUGCUGAUGUUGCAAGGGGAGGAGUGCACUUGCUGUAGUGCUAGUGAAAUCAAUGUGCCUUUGGAUUUUCUUCGCAUAGAUGUAUUGUAUUCUUUACUAAUAGUUAGCAUGCUGAAGUUGCAACUCUAUCCUUACGGGUGUGUUGUAUCAGAGU